Messenger RNA from Silurus meridionalis, 993 nucleotides. RefSeq names its product trace amine-associated receptor 13c-like. The transcript has a single exon. Gene Ontology annotation, molecular function: trace-amine receptor activity. Gene Ontology annotation, cellular component: membrane. Gene Ontology annotation, biological process: G protein-coupled receptor signaling pathway. Lineage: Eukaryota; Metazoa; Chordata; Actinopteri; Siluriformes; Siluridae. The record is from RefSeq and is a predicted model, not a curated record. The coding region runs from base 1 to 993 and encodes 330 amino acids.
AUGAACCUGACCGAGUUUAACCAGUCUAAUCUCUGUGUCAAUUUCUCCUGUCCAGAGAGAUCUGUAUCUCCUGCAGUUUAUAUCUUACUGUACGUGUGUUCAGCUGCUGUGGUUCUUCUAACAGUGUGUGGAAAUCUGCUCAUCAUCAUCUCUGUUCUUCACUUCAAACAGCUUCACACUCCAACCAACAUCCUCGUUCUCUCUCUGGCUGUGUCGGAUUUCUUUGUGGGUGCUUUUGUGAUGCCGCCGGCAUUAAUCUGGACGAUGGAGUCAUGCUGGAUCUUUGAUAUGGGUUACUGCAUUUGUUUUUUGAUGACCUCUUAUUUUCUAACAAGUCUGUCUAUCUAUAAUGUCGCUCUGAUCGCUGUGGAUCGCUAUCUGGCUCUUUCAAACCCCUUCCUCUACGCAAACACAAUCUCCAGUAGGACAAUGUGUACUGUGGUUUCUUCUAACUGGGUUGUGUGUCUGGUGUAUACCACAGCAUUUUAUUACUUUAAUGGAAGCUUUUCAAGCUAUUUACGGUGUCCUGAAGAUUGUUAUCUUUUCCUGAAUGAGGUUUUAUUUGCAGUUGAUCUUGUUGUAACAUUUAUAUUUCCACUUUCUGUCAUAAUCAUAUUGUACAGUCGGGUUUUUCUGAUCGCUAAGAAACACGCCACUGCUAUCAGAGAGCUUAAUAAUCACACACGACCUCAAACACAGAAAAUCACCUCCCACUCCAUGAAAUCUGAGAGAAAAGCAGCCAAAGUCCUCGGUAUUUUAGUGUCCGUGUUUCUGGUUUGUUUACUACCGUAUUUUAUUUACAGUUUAUUAGGUGACGUUAUUGAACUACAGAGAGAAACUUUUCAGAAGCUUGCGAUUGUGCUUUAUCUGAAUUCCUCCAUUAAUCCGAUUAUUUACGCUCUGUUUUAUCCGUGGUUUAGGAGGUGCAUUAAAUUCAUUAUAACUCUGAAAAUAUUCCAAACAGACUCUGCAUUAAUCAAUGUACUUUCAUAA